This is a messenger RNA of Oryctolagus cuniculus (rabbit), 1608 nucleotides long. RefSeq names its product chromosome 7 C1orf232 homolog (gene C7H1orf232). NCBI's taxonomy places the organism in Eukaryota, Metazoa, Chordata, Mammalia, Lagomorpha, Leporidae. The record is from RefSeq and is a predicted model, not a curated record.
AAAAAAAAGAGAGAGAGAGAGAGAGAUGGGGAUACAGCCAGGUGUUGUGUGCUCAGAGCAGAGAGAGAGGCCAGAUGGCCAUUUCCUGUUCACGGGAGCCUGGUGCCUCCCGGGCCAGCCAGAGCCACUUCCUCUGGACUGGGCCACAGGACUUCAGCAAUAAUUCAGGGGCUCCUGCUCUUUGGGACCUGUUGCCAGGAAACAGGGAGACAGGCACGUGCAUCCCUGGGGGGGAGGAAUCAGUUUCCAGCCCAGACAAACCAGUGAAACGUAAGCCCAGGAUGCCGACCAGGAGCUGGGGACCUUCCCACUCUGACUCACAGAGGCUGAGGGUGCAGCCGGCUGCUCUCCCAGGGGUCUCUGGUGUGGAUCCUAGAUCAAGGGCUUUGUGUAUAAAGAGGAUUUUCCUGGAACCAUUCCAAGAGAUUGCAACCUCAAGUACUCCAAGCCCAGGAAGCAAUUCUCUCUCUCUCUCUCUCUCUCUCUCUCUUCAUUAUUCCUGGCCAAUAUGGGUCAAGACAGGGACUGAGGCGGCAGAAGCUGCCCUGUCCUGUCUCCAGCUCAACUCCUCUGGAUCAGGUUCACCUGCUGGGCACUGUGCCAGCUGAGAAGGCUGGUGCAUCUUUAAUGAAGCCACCUGAUCCCUGGGACAGGCUCUUGGCCUCACCGAGUUUCUGGAGCCAGAUCCACUGGUGCCCACUGAGCCACCGCCUUCCUGUGCCUGGCCACCAGGCCCCUUGUGCCUGCAGCCAUGAACCAGGCCUUCUGGAAAACCUACAAGUCCAAAGUGUUGCAGACUCUCAGUGGGGAAUCCCAGGAGGACCUGGCAGAAGAGAGGCAGAACCCAGCAAUAGUGGAGUCUGAGCAGGCAGAACCGAGUGAGGAGGCCUUCAACGCCAUGUCACAGCUGGCUCGCCGGGUCCAGGGGGUGGGGGUGAAAGGCUGGCUGACCAUGUCAUCUCUGUUUAACAAAGAAGACGAGGACAAGCUGCUGCCACCGGAGCCCAGUGCCGACCACCCCCUGGCGGCGCGGGCCCCCUCGCAGGCGGCGGCGGAGCCGCGCGGGCCGGGAUUCUGGGACGCGUUCGCCAGCAGGUGGCAGCAGCAGCAGGCGGCCGCGGCGUCCAUGCUGCGCGGCGCCGAACCCACCCCGGAGCCGGAGCCCGAACCCGGGGACGAGGCGACGGAGGAAGCCGUCGAGCGCCCCGAGCCGCAAGAGGCCGACCCCGCGGCCGGCUUCAAGUGGGGCUUUCUCACCCACAAGCUGGCCGAGAUGAGGGUGAAGGCCGCGCCCAAGGGCGACUAGCCGGCCUGCCGGGCCCCUGCUCCUCCCCCAGAGCCCAUAAAAACCCCUGGCCCAACGCUCCGCGUGACCGCGUGCUUUUGUCCGGGCAUCCAGAAAGGCUACUUUGGGGUGGGCGAGCUCACGCAGGGUCAAACUGGAGAGGUCCUCGCCUCCUGAAUUCCCGAGAAUAAGCAGAGACCGCGGGGUAUCUGGGUGGAUGAAUUAGGGUACAGCCCUCCAGGAAGCUGGGGAGCCCGCGAGGGACAGCCUCACCGCCUGUCCAGGCUCACCGAAUUCCACCCACGUCGCCUGCGGCCCCACUG